UUAAUACUGAACAUUCAAUUAUUGACACUGAUCAAUCGUGGUCACAAGAACAAGAUGAGAGUUGGGGUUCUCUGCAUGGUGAUGGUGUGUUUGAGUGACAGAAAGAUCACAGCAUGUUCAGUUAACACCACUCGCACAGUGUCAACAAAACUCAGUAAAGUUUCGGUAUCCUGUCCGUCAAACGACGCCAGCAGCUCAGAGCUCAUCUACCAGCUCCUUUUCAAUGGCAAGUGCAUCAGCCGAAUACGUCUGCCCGAGGCGCAUGAUUCAAGGGGCUCCUUCUCUGGUCAGUAUGAAGUCAUAGCCAACAACAGUGGAGUGUACAUAUGUAAGAUGGAGGUUAUCUAUCCUCCACCAUUCAAAGUGUCCUGCCACUCCACUGAAGUAGUUGUGGCAGAAAAGCAGAAAACCAAUGACACCUCCUCAGAAGCAAAUCAGAACUGUCAAGUCAAGUCUUCACUCAUACCAGAGGUGGUGUUGUGGGCAGGAUGUGGUGCUCUAUUACUCUACAGCCUGACAAUAACCUGCAUCAGCAUUGUUCUAUGGAGGAAACUGAAGAAUGAUGAAGAGGAGGAAAAUGUGUAUGUCAACACCAGACCUGGAGAGCUCAAGAAACCCUGCAAAGCCUGACAACAGCUUAUAUUAUAAU
Messenger RNA from Scomber japonicus (chub mackerel), 649 nucleotides. Its product is annotated as T-cell-specific surface glycoprotein CD28 homolog. Gene Ontology annotation, cellular component: external side of plasma membrane. The record is from RefSeq and is a predicted model, not a curated record. Gene Ontology annotation, biological process: regulation of T cell proliferation; T cell receptor signaling pathway. Lineage: Eukaryota; Metazoa; Chordata; Actinopteri; Scombriformes; Scombridae. The coding region runs from base 55 to 630 and encodes 191 amino acids. The transcript is spliced from 5 exons.